UUCUCUGCGUGUCUGGACAUCAUUACCAACCGUUACAAUCGACCUCGGAGGAAGCAAUGUUGGUGCCGCCAUGGCUGGAACCACUAUUAUCGACCACAUUCUUCACGAUAUGCCAGACACAUAUCAGCUUGCCCAGAAACGAGUGCAACAUGUUCUGCAUCGAUUGCACCCACCGAUCAGGUUUUUGCUUUUAUUGCAGGUCGAUUUGGCAUCAACACCACCGAGUAAUUCAGAUAAGGAGGUCUUCGUAUCACGAUGUUGUCAGAGUGUCAGAGAUUGACAAGGUUUUGGACAUAAGUGGGGUUCAGACGUACGUGAUUAACAGUGCCAAGGUCAUUUUUCUGAACGAGAGACCUCAGCCGAAGACCAGUUAUGGUGGUAAAGGCAGUCCACAUUUCUGCAAAAUAUGCAGAAGAAGCCUUUUGGACCCUUUUUGCUUCUGUUCUUUGGGCUGUAAGCUUGCAGGAAUAAAGAAGAAGAAUGUGGAGAGUAAUUAUAAGAAGCUGGGGUCAUCGGCAGGGAAGAAAGAUCAGGAAGAACAGAGAAGAUUAUUGGGAUCAUCGAGGGAAGAAGAUGAAUUUGAGGAAGGAAAUGACGAUAACAAAGAAUAUGAAAGCAACACGCGGCCUCCUGCACAGCAAGCUUACUCAAAUUCAAGAAGAAGGAAGGGAAUCCCUCAGAGGGCACCAUUAGGGCCAUAACAAUGAGUUAAAUUAAGAUAUGUUUUGUUUUUCUUUUACUUAUUUAAUUUUAACGUUACAGAUAUGUGUUUAAGUUAAAGCUUCGUUUUAUUGGUUUUCUUAAUCGUUAAUAAUAAUAUCCAGCUCAUGGCUUGAGAUUCCCCCCCGCCCAUGUGGGCAAAAAAAAAGUCAGAGAGUUUAGGUAUAUUACU
Neltuma alba is the source of this 892-nucleotide messenger RNA. RefSeq lists its product as uncharacterized. The coding region runs from base 57 to 701 and encodes 214 amino acids. Lineage: Eukaryota; Viridiplantae; Streptophyta; Magnoliopsida; Fabales; Fabaceae. The transcript has 4 exons. The record is from RefSeq and is a predicted model, not a curated record.